This is a messenger RNA of Eufriesea mexicana, 1440 nucleotides long. Its product is annotated as FMRFamide-related peptides. Bases 366 to 986 code for a protein of 206 amino acids. The transcript is spliced from 3 exons. NCBI's taxonomy places the organism in Eukaryota, Metazoa, Arthropoda, Insecta, Hymenoptera, Apidae. The record is from RefSeq and is a predicted model, not a curated record.
GGCGGUGUAAUUGAAUCAAAAUAAUGUAGAGGUGUCGUAUUAUACGAUACGGGCAAUCAUAACUCAGGCUAUCUUGUCUCUGUGUCGGCCUGUGUCGGCCCGUGGCGGCUACGGGGGAUGCGCCGAGGGUGCCUCUAUAUAAGGGUUGUCAUCUCUCGUACCCCGGACACUCGUUCCACCGCAGCAACAGGCCGCAAACGUCGCGUAUCCUCUUGCAAACGCGAUCGUUUCCCUUGUUUCCUAUCUUUCUACUUCUUCUUCGUCUCGUGCAACAAAUCUGCCAGAAGCCACACGCUGAGAGGAGAAUCUCGACGUCCACAGGCCAGCAAAAGAGUUUCAAUAGUCAUAAUAGCGAAACUUACGACAUGAAGAGCUCGUUACCGUCGCUGUACGUGCUGCCAUUCAUCUGCAACUGUGUCCUGGUCUCCUCCUCCAUAUUAACGCCUCAGGAGGAUGAUGGGGGCCUGAGGAUCUUCAAGGAUACGCCUGGCGAUUUCGAAUACGUGUUGAAGAGGCAUAGUGUCGAUAGCCGCUCAGAGGAUCCUGAUUCGAAGGAACGACGAAGCAAUAUGGGCUCUUCCUUCAUUAGAUAUGGUCGCAGCGAUGGUGAUGGAAGCAUAGAAAAAGCUUACAAAGGUGACAUCGACGGAAGUUCGAAGGUGAACAGGUAUCCUCGCUGGAAGUCACCGGAUAUCUUUAUUAGAUUCGGACGAUCGGGAUUCAAAAGCCUGAAUAACGAUAGGGAGUACAAACGGGGAAGGAAUGAUUUGAACUUUAUAAGGUACGGUAGAAACGUGCAGGUUUAUCCGGUAGAGAUCGAUAUGGCCUCGGUGUGCACAGAUUUAAUGUCGAACAACGAGAUCAAGGAUCUUCAUCCGUACGAAGCAAGAUUACUGCGUUUGUGCAAUAUUCUGACCAACAUCGAUGCCGAGCACAGGAACAGUCUAGAUUUUCUGGAAGAACGGCUCGAUUCGAAGCACGACUAGAGGAAGCUCUUGUGGUCGAUCUAUCGUGCCACUCAUCGAGAUUCAUGUCGAUCCACUGCUAACAGCUCACUUCAGGAACAUCGCAUUGCUGCACUCAAUCCUGAAAUUUCGAUGGACAACGUUGUUAUCGGCCUAUUCAUAUUGAGUUACGUGUUCAUGGAGACUUAUUACACCUUCCUUUCAGCUUUUAACUAUGUAAAUGAUUUUACGAAGCCGGAUGAUAUUACUGUCUGAAGUACUCCAGGUAAAUUGGCGCUUGAUAGUAUUAGUCAACGUUGAUGUAGCCAGGGUUUUGCCGCCAUAGUAAUUUAAGUCUCGUGACUUCCACUUUGUUUGAGUUGUGUUGAUAUUUUAGUGAGUUCGAUUCACUUCAAUGCUUAUUCAUCGAUUUAUAGAUCGUACUAUUUGAUAUUUUUGUUGACUUGAUAUAUUUAUUUUAUGGAAGCUUUGACAA